This is a messenger RNA of Chaetomium fimeti, 2285 nucleotides long. Its product is annotated as ankyrin repeat-containing domain protein. Gene Ontology annotation, molecular function: protein binding. Bases 62 to 2089 code for a protein of 675 amino acids. The record is from RefSeq and is a predicted model, not a curated record. Lineage: Eukaryota; Fungi; Ascomycota; Sordariomycetes; Sordariales; Chaetomiaceae. The transcript has 4 exons.
CCAGAUCAGUAUCAAAGACCCACAAUCCUGAGAGCAAAGUGAUAUCCUCGACAUCGCUUCCAUGCCUUCUUUACAAACUGUCCCUGGCGCGCAGAGGGCAGAGAGAGCAGACCGAAUCCCAGAAGCGGAAUGGGAGGAACAUCGAGAGAUCAUCAAAAGUUUGUAUCUCGACCAUGGCAUGCGACUGGAAAGUCUUACUGCCCACAUGGAGAAGACGUUCGGCUUCAAGGCGAGUGAACAGCAAUACAAGAUCCAGUUUAACAGGUGGAAUCUGCGAAAGAACAAGAGGCGGCUCGACCAACGGGCCCCGAGCCCAGAUCUAGAGCAACCGCGACUGGCACACCCAACGCUGCGUACCAACGGCUACCCAGCACAUGGCAAUGCUCAGCUCGGUGGCGUAAAUCCCAUCAACGAAGGUCCUAUGGAUAUCCAAAAUCUCCCUGUUUCAUGGAAUAACGGUUUCAAUGCCAUCGGAGGGGUUCAACCAUCGGGACUGGAGGCCGGGUUCGCGCCGGUCGUCCCGUACUCCAACCCAUACUAUUACGCACCGACGUAUGGCGCCCCGCAACCCCCUUACUACGCACAGGCACAGCCCCCGAUGAACACCACAGGUUUCCCAGCUCCGCAGUUCAACGUUCAGUCGGGUAGCCAGGCCGCACAAGAACACUUCCGGCUCAACCAUUAUGUUGACGGCAGUGGUGGCGCCUCGCAGAUGCCCACACGACAAGCGUCUUGCGGUAGCACCACUGCUACCAAGCCCUCACGGCAGGCGAUCCACCAAACCGUCCAAUGUGGCUCCUUGAGGGGCGCAAAACUCCUACUCGACGCCGAUCCAGAGUGCGCACACGCCCUUGACGAAGAGAACAUUGGGCCUGCGUGGAUCGCGGCCCAGGGAGGCUAUGCGGACAUCCUCAGGUUGUUGAUCACGCAGAAAGUCAAGCUCAACGUUCCAAGCCAUAAAAACAACCGCUACGCAAUUCACCAGGCCGCCCAGGGUGGCCAUACACAAGUAGUCAAGAUGCUCUUACAAAACGGAGCCGACCAUGAUCCUGUCGACGACGGCGGCGUUACACCGCUAUGGCUGGCUGCGCAAGGCGGACACCACGAAAUUGUCGAGAUGCUCCUGAAACACAACAGCCCGGGGAAAAAGGCCGACGUUGAAACAGAGUCCCACACCGGAGAACGCCGCGCCAUCCAUCAAGCAGCCCAAGAAGGCCACUUGAAAGUCGUCCAGCUACUUCUCGCGGAAAAGGCAGAGUGCGACCCCGUGGACCAGGAAGGAGUGACGCCCCUCUGGAGCGCGGCACAGAACGGAAGUGCCGAGGUGGUGCGCGAGCUCCUCAAGGCCGGGGCCAAGGUCAACGUGACCCCUUAUGAGCAUAGCCGCCAGCCGAUUCACCAAGCAGCGCAGGGGGGCCAUCUCGAAGUCGUCAAGGCUUUGGUGGAGCAUGGAAGAGCAUCUCUGACACCGGAGGAGGAUACAUUUGAUGAGUCGGAAGCCUCGCCCUUUUUGCUAGCCUGCUCAUCCAAUAACCCAGAGUUGGUUAACCACUUCCUCGACCGCGGCGUCGAUGUCAACAGCAAGACAAGGAAGGGAAAGGGCCCUCUUCAUUGCGCAGCGCACAGUGGCCAUGUCAAGGUCGGCCAGCUCCUCAUCGACAGAAGAUGUGAUGUCGACUCUCGUGAGAGCAAGGGCUGGACCCCGUUGAUAAUUGCCGCACAGGACGGCCACUUGCCCUUUGUCAACCUCCUGAUCGACAACGACGCGAAUAUCAACUCCCAGGAAAACGAUGGCGCUACCGCGCUGUGGAUAGCCGCCCAACAGGGCCAUGCCAACAUUGUCGGCCGCCUCCUGAAGGGCGGAGCGAAGCAGUUGUCGACGAAGGAGUCUGGUCGGCGUCCGAUCCACCAGGCAGCCCAGAACGGGCAUCUCGCCUGUGUCAAGUUGCUCCUCAAGCACUCCCCCAAAGAGAUUGACGUGGCCGCUCGGGACGGAUUCACCGCUCUUACGCUUGCUUCGCAGAAGGACAAGCCCGAGAACCUUGCCGUGAUGAGGUACCUGGUCAAUGCCGGCGCCAAGGUUAUAUGACGCGGCCGUCGCACUCGGUGUUACUGUGUUAGAGUUCCUGCUUUGUCAAGUUAGAAAGUUGAAUCAAAUCUGCUCGCUUAUUAACUGCCUAAAGUUUGGUGGAAAGAUCACAUGCACUGUGAAACUGUGAAACAACGGGGUUAUGCACAUGUACGCACGCAACAGGGCGCGUUCCUCUCCAAGGAGACAGUCAGUU